Messenger RNA from Heterostelium album PN500, 1317 nucleotides. RefSeq names its product exocyst complex subunit 1 (gene exoc1). Gene Ontology annotation, cellular component: exocyst; plasma membrane. Gene Ontology annotation, biological process: Golgi to plasma membrane transport; exocytosis. The record is from RefSeq and is a predicted model, not a curated record. Lineage: Eukaryota; Evosea; Eumycetozoa; Acytosteliales; Acytosteliaceae. The coding region runs from base 1 to 1317 and encodes 438 amino acids. The transcript is spliced from 5 exons. Gene Ontology annotation, molecular function: phosphatidylinositol-4,5-bisphosphate binding.
AUGGACAUUGAGAAGUUCCACCCACUCAUUCCACUCUACAUCAAAGCCUAUCGUUCCACCUAUAAACAUGAAAUCAAACCAUUCUUUUCGACAAUACAACAUUCAAUAUUAAAAGAAACAAAAGAUCAAAAUGACUUUUUCUCUUCACAUGUAAAGAAAUCAGUAGAGUUGGCAUCAUCGAAUACAACAGCCUCUAGUACACCUGUAAAGCAAACAAAGAAACGAACCAUAGAUAAAGCAUUCCGUUUCGGAUUGUCUUGUGUGGAGAAUGCAAUCAUGUCGGAACAACAGUUCCUGAUGGAGUAUUUCUUGUUUACCGAUCCACCCACUGCACCAAAGCCAAGUCAUUCUCAUAGUCAUAGCAGUGGUGGUGGUAGUAGUGCUUCUAGUCAUGGUCAUCAAAGAUCAGGUUCAGUUUCAUCAAAAGACAAAGACGGUAAGCUGGGUGUUGGUGCACCAACACUCGGUGGUGUUUCUCUCGACGGUGGACUGGAAAAUCCGUUGGAUCAUAUACUAUCAGAGAUGUUUGAUUGUGUUGCACCGGAGCUCAAAGAAAUGGUAGAGAAAGCCGAUCAAAUCAAUCCAUUCUACCUACUUACAAUGUUGAUCGACACCGAGCAAUUCAUCUCUUCACACACAACACUCGGUCCAACCUACAGUUCAUUCAUAAUCAAAACACUCUCUGAAGUUCAAAAGACAAUGAAAUCAUUAUUUAACAAGUUCAUUGAUUUACAAUCGGAUUCAAUUAAAUCAGCACAACCUUCAUUAAAGAAAUGUGGUGUGUUGUCACAUUUCAAACAUUUCCCAAUAUUCGUUAAUUCUUUGGAGAAGUAUCGAUCGAAUGUAGAGAUGGAAUCGGUGUCAUCGCUGAUCAAUUCCAGCUACUAUAAGAUUGUGGUGGCGCUGAACAAUUGGAUCGACGGACUGGUCGAGAAGCAACCACCCGAUGACAAGUACAGAUUCAUCGCAUUGGUUGAAAACUACUAUUUCAUCACAAUCAAGAUGGCAGAGAUCGGCAUACCCUGUCUCAAAACCUAUUUGGAUACAGCGACACAGCGUUAUCAAAUGGUUGAGAAAUAUAAAACUGAAAAUAUUGAGAAAGGUUUAAUUAAAGCAUUACAUAAUAUCUAUAAACAUAUUACAAAAGAUUCAACAUUGAUUUUGGUUAUUUGGGAGAGAUUAGAGGAGGUUUUCAUUGAAAAGUAUGAUCAUUACCAAGAUUUGGCACACCAAUGUUAUCAACAAUCAAUGCCUGUAUCAUCAGAUCAAAUCAAGGGAAUAUUUGCAACUGUAAUAAAAAAGAAUCCUAAUAAAUAA